Messenger RNA from Cryptomeria japonica (Japanese cedar), 1508 nucleotides. Its product is annotated as probable polygalacturonase At1g80170. The transcript is spliced from 9 exons. Gene Ontology annotation, molecular function: polygalacturonase activity. Lineage: Eukaryota; Viridiplantae; Streptophyta; Pinopsida; Cupressales; Cupressaceae. The record is from RefSeq and is a predicted model, not a curated record. Gene Ontology annotation, biological process: carbohydrate metabolic process. Bases 13 to 1392 code for a protein of 459 amino acids.
CUGAGUCUCUACAUGAGAAUGUAUUGUUAUCUCCUUUCAGUGGGUGUGCCCAAGCCCACCAUAAUCACCACCAUUAUACUUGUUUGCACCAUUUGGUUUUGUACAGCAGAUGCAGGGAUAUUGAGCCUCCCUAAGAAUUAUACAGGUAUUCAUUCAGCAGAAGAACAAGUGUGUGUUGUGGAACAUGGGCAAAUGGUGGCUGUUAAUGUUGAUAGCUUUGGAGCAUUGGGAGAUGGGUACUCUGAUGACACUCAGGCGUUUGUGAGUGCUUGGAAAACAGCUUGCUCUAUUCCCAAUUCAGUGUUUCUUGUACCUGAAGAAAAGUCUUACCUGGUUAAGCCCUACAAGUUCAGAGGCCCUUGCCAGGAUGGUGGCAUCGUUAUCCAUAUAGCAGGGACUUUGAUGGCUCCGGACGAUCCAACAACAUGGGAUCCUCAUAGUCCACGAAAUUGGCUUGUAUUUUCCGAUUUAAAUGGAGCAACUAUUCAAGGAGGUGGCAUUAUUGAUGGCUCUGGCCAUAAUUGGUGGGCGCAGUCUUGUAAAAUCAAUAAAACAAAUCCAUGCCGAUCUGCCCCAACGGCAUUGACAAUUGAUUCAAGCUUGAAUGUGAGAAUAACGAAUUUGAGGUUUCAGAACAGCCAGCAGAUGCAUAUUGUAAUCGCUCGUUGUACUGGAGUUGAAGUCUCCGAUUUGCAGGUUGUUGCUCCUCAGAAUAGUCCGAAUACUGAUGGAAUUCAUAUCACCUCGUCCCAGAAUGUGUUAGUUGAACGAUGCUCUAUUGCAACAGGAGAUGACUGCAUUUCAAUCGUCACAGGAAGUGGAAACAUCAAAAUCACAGAAGUUUUGUGCGGACCAGGACAUGGCAUAAGCAUAGGAAGCCUUGGAAAGGACAAGAGUGUAGGAUACGUAUCAGGAAUAAUGGUGGAGGAGACAACACUUACAGGCACCACCAAUGGCCUGCGCAUUAAAACCUGGCAGGGGGGUUCAGGAUUCGUACAUGGAAUUCGAUUCCAAAAUAUUCUGAUGAACAGUGUCGCUAAUCCCAUUAUCAUAAAUCAAUUUUACUGCGAUUCAUCAACACCAUGCGAAAAUCAGACAUCUGCUGUACGCGUGAGUGAAGUGAUAUAUGAAAACGUGAAAGGCACUUCGACUACUCAGCAUGCAAUGCAGUUUGCAUGCAGUGAUAGCAUUGCAUGUGAGAAUAUCAUUCUUUCUAACGUGGACAUUCGAAGAGAGAGUGGAGAUAGUGCAGAUUUGUUGUGCAACAAUGCCAUUGGAUAUGGAUUAGGCUAUAUUAAUCCCUCUGCAGAUUGCUUGUUAUCUCACCAAACACAGGAUGACCAGCACGUCCAUUCCAUCUUAGAUUGCUCGGCACUCUCAUGUUUCCUCUGAUUCCACCAUAAUCAAAAAAAGAAGGAAGAAAGCUGUACAGAAUAUGUAUGACAAUCACUAAUUACAUACAUGUAUAUAAUAGUAAAAAUAAUACUGCUUCUUCUGCCUUCAUACAA